Suncus etruscus (white-toothed pygmy shrew) is the source of this 1779-nucleotide messenger RNA. It is a transcript of the gene HPSE2, whose product is annotated as heparanase 2 (inactive). Gene Ontology annotation, cellular component: extracellular matrix; membrane. Lineage: Eukaryota; Metazoa; Chordata; Mammalia; Eulipotyphla; Soricidae. Gene Ontology annotation, molecular function: hydrolase activity, acting on glycosyl bonds. The transcript is spliced from 12 exons. Bases 1 to 1779 code for a protein of 592 amino acids. The record is from RefSeq and is a predicted model, not a curated record.
AUGAGGGUGCUCGGUGCCUUCCCUGAAGCCAUGCCCUCCAGCAGCUCCCGCCCCCCCGCGUGCCUAGCCCCGGUGGCUCUCUUCUUGGCUCUGUUGUUCCAUCUCUCCCUUUCCUCCCGAGCUGGAGACAGGAGACCCUUGCCUGUAGACAGAGCUCCAGGUUUGAAGGAAAAGACCCUGAUUCUCCUUGAUGUGAGCACCAAGAACCCAGUCAGGACAGUCAAUGAGAACUUCCUCUCUCUGCAGCUGGAUCCGUCCAUCAUUCAUGAUGGCUGGCUCGAUUUCUUAAGUUCCAAGCGUCUGGUGACCCUAGCCCGCGGACUCUCGCCGGCCUUUCUGCGCUUCGGGGGCAAAAGGACCGACUUCCUGCAGUUCCAGAAUCUGAGGAACCCGGCGAAAAGCCGAGGGGGCCCAGGCCCGGAUUACUAUCUCAAAAACUAUGAGGAUGAUAUUGUUCGAAGUGAUGUUGCAUUGGAUAAGCAGAAAGGCUGUAAGAUUGCCCAACAUCCUGAUAUCAUGCUGGAGCUGCAAAGGGAGAAAGCUGCUCAGAUGCACCUGGUUCUUCUAAAGGAGCAAUUUUCUAAUACUUACAGUAAUCUCAUAUUAACAGCCAGGUCUCUAGACAAACUUUAUAACUUUGCUGAUUGCUCUGGACUCCACCUGAUAUUUGCUCUGAAUGCACUGCGUCGCAAUCCGAAUAACUCCUGGAACAGUUCUAGUGCCCUGAGUUUGUUGAAGUACAGUGCCAGCAAAAAGUACAACAUUUCUUGGGAGCUUGGUAAUGAGCCAAAUAACUAUCGAACCAUGCAUGGCCGUGCAGUAAAUGGCAGCCAGUUGGGGAAGGAUUACAUCCAGCUGAAGAGUUUGUUGCAGCCCAUCCGGAUUUACUCCAGAGCGAGCUUGUAUGGCCCUAAUAUUGGGCGGCCCAGGAAGAAUGUGAUCGCCCUCCUAGACGGAUUCAUGAAGGUGGCAGGAAGUACGGUGGAUGCAGUUACCUGGCAACAUUGCUACAUUGAUGGCCGGGUGGUCAAGGUGAUGGACUUCUUGAAAACUCGCCUGUUAGACACACUCUCUGACCAGAUUAGGAAAAUUCAGAAAGUGGUUAAUACAUAUACCCCUGGAAAGAAGAUUUGGCUUGAAGGUGUGGUGACAACCUCAGCUGGAGGCACAAACAAUCUAUCAGAUUCCUAUGCUGCAGGAUUCUUAUGGUUGAACACAUUAGGAAUGCUGGCCAGUCAAGGCAUCGAUGUAGUGAUCCGGCAUUCAUUUUUUGACCAUGGAUACAAUCAUCUUGUGGACCAGAACUUUAACCCCUUGCCAGACUACUGGCUCUCUCUCCUUUACAAGCGCCUCAUUGGCCCCAAAGUCUUGGCUGUUCACGUAGCUGGACUCCAGAGGAAGCCACGGCCAGGCCGAGUGAUCCGAGACAAACUAAGGAUUUAUGCACACUGCACUAACCACCACAACCACAACUAUGUCCGUGGAUCUAUCACACUUUUCAUCAUCAACCUGCACCGAUCAAGGAAGAAAAUCAAACUGGCUGGGACUCUCAGAGACAAGCUCGUACACCAGUAUCUGCUGCAGCCAUAUGGACAAGAGGGUCUAAAAUCCAAGUCAGUGCAACUGAACGGGCAGCCCUUAGUGAUGGUGGACGAUGGGACCCUGCCAGAGCUGAAGCCUCGCCCGCUGCGGUCUGGCCGGACACUGGUCAUCCCUCCAGUCAGCAUGGGUUUUUAUGUGGUCAAGAAUGUCAACGCUCUGGCCUGCCGCUACCGAUAA